Molecule: messenger RNA, 1170 nt
Organism: Penicillium brevicompactum
Lineage: Eukaryota; Fungi; Ascomycota; Eurotiomycetes; Eurotiales; Aspergillaceae
Product: endoplasmic reticulum-Golgi intermediate compartment family protein
Exons: 3
Coding region: 1-1170 (389 amino acids)
Biological process (GO): retrograde vesicle-mediated transport, Golgi to endoplasmic reticulum; endoplasmic reticulum to Golgi vesicle-mediated transport
Cellular component (GO): endoplasmic reticulum membrane; Golgi membrane; endoplasmic reticulum
Source: RefSeq, a predicted model, not a curated record
AUGAAUGGCUUCGAAAAACAAAGCCUGGACCAAGAUGCCUUCGGCGACAAGGGUCUAGCAGGUCUCAAGACCUUCGAUGCCUUCCCAAAAACAAAAGCCUCCUACACAACUCCAACCCGCUCCGGCGGCCAAUGGACCGUCCUAAUCCUCUGCAUAUGUACCUUCUUCAGCUACUCCGAAUUAAAAACAUGGUGGCGCGGAACCGAAAACUACCACUUCAGCGUUGAGAAGGGCGUCUCCCACGAUCUCCAACUAAACCUCGAUAUCGUCGUCGACAUGCCCUGCGAAAACCUCCGCGUCAACAUCCAAGACGCCGCCGGCGAUCGCAUCCUCGCAGGCGAACUCCUCAAACGCGAUGACACAAACUGGCAGCUGUGGAUGCAGCAGCGCAAUUACGAAUCUCACAACAGCCACGAGUACCAGACUCUAUCCCACGAAGACGCGGAUCGUCUCGAUGAGCAAGAGGCCGAUUCUCACGUCGGCCAUGUUCUCGGCGAAGUGCGCCACAACCCUCGGCGCAAGUUCCCCAAGGGUCCGCGCAUGCGCCGAGGUGAUAAAGCCGACGCUUGUCGCAUCUACGGCAGUCUGGAGGGAAAUAAGGUACAGGGUGAUUUCCAUAUCACGGCGCGUGGCCAUGGAUACAGUGAGAAUGCGCCGCAUCUCGACCAUGGAUCAUUCAACUUCUCGCACAUGAUCACCGAGCUCUCUUUCGGUCCCCAUUAUCCGAAUUUGAUGAAUCCGCUGGAUAAGACUAUUGCGGAAAGUGAUUCGCACUACUAUAAGUUCCAGUACUUCCUCUCUGUUGUGCCGACGAUAUACAGUCGGGGCAAGGGUGCGUUGGAGGCGUAUGCGCGCGCCCCUGAGAAGCGAGGUCGCAAUACCGUCUUCACGAACCAGUAUGCUGCGACUAGUCAGUCUGGUGCAAUUCCCGAGUCGCCUAUGGUUACGCCGGGUAUUUUCUUCAAGUAUAACAUCGAGCCGAUCCUACUGCUGGUUAGCGAGGAAAGAGCCGGGUUCUUGUCCUUGGUCAUCCGUGUGAUCAAUACUGUUUCCGGUGUGCUCGUUACUGGCGGUUGGUUGUACCAGAUUACUUCUUGGGUUGGGGAUGUUUGGGGACGGAGGAAGAACCGGUCGUCUGAGGGUUAUUUGACGGGCAAAUCUGCCGAGUAG